Messenger RNA from Centruroides sculpturatus (bark scorpion), 3046 nucleotides. Its product is annotated as zinc finger protein 883-like. The transcript has 5 exons. Gene Ontology annotation, cellular component: nucleus. The record is from RefSeq and is a predicted model, not a curated record. Lineage: Eukaryota; Metazoa; Arthropoda; Arachnida; Scorpiones; Buthidae. Bases 230 to 2125 code for a protein of 631 amino acids. Gene Ontology annotation, biological process: regulation of transcription by RNA polymerase II. Gene Ontology annotation, molecular function: DNA-binding transcription factor activity, RNA polymerase II-specific; RNA polymerase II transcription regulatory region sequence-specific DNA binding.
UCUAUGAAUGAGAAGAAAGUGGAUAGAAAUUUGAACUAACUUUUUACAACCGAAUAAUAAUUAAUAAUUCGCUACAAAUAAUAACAUUAAUAAUACGCGUUUCGGGAUCAUUUACUUAAUUUAUCAAAUUCUAAAAUUAUUAGCAUAAUAAUAGUAUGUGAUAGGUUCGUAUAACCCGCCUGACAGCACGAGCUUAGAGAAGUGUUGUACGUGGGAAGAUCGCUUCACAAUGAAUGAAUCGGAGGAUAUCGAUUUUGAAACUAUAAGAUUCAAUAUUAAGAAGGAACCAGAGUGGGAUGAAGAAUCGCAUCAGUACAAUUUAGAAUUGGGUUUUGAAGAUAUGAAAAUGAUGUUAAAAAUUGAAAAAGAAGAAAUUGAUCAUGAUAUCAGAAUGCAGAAUGCAGAAGAAAUUAUAUUUAUGAAUGGAAGUGAUGGCUCCUGUGAUGAUCAUACUUUUGAAAUGAAAUGCUUUUCUCCAGAAAAUCAGACUGAAUCAAUAAUACCUCAUUGUGAAAUAUAUCAUGAUUCUUCUUCUAAAGAAAGUCUUCCAGGAGCUGAGUUUAAUAAUAAUUUAGUUAUAGAUAACAAAGGAUAUGAAUUUUAUGAAGAUCAAGAGAAAAGUAUUUACCAUAAUGAUGAAAUUAACGGUGAUAUAUCUUAUGAUAUGUAUGAAAGAAAAGUUCCUAAUCUACAAACAUUAGAGUUGGACAUAAUUAAUUUUGCAAGAGGUAAACUAUUUCAAUGUAAAAUUUGCAAAAAAAGAUUUAUUUGGAAUCAGACAUUAAAAUGUCAUUUACUAGUACAUAAUGGCAAUAAACAUAUUAAAUGCAGAUUUUGUCAGAGGAGGUUUGCUAGAAAAUCUGUUUUGAAAAAGCCAAAAUGGACUGCUUACAAGAAAAAAUAUCUUCAGAGGAUUCGGAAAAAUUUUUAUUUUUACAAUUUACACUUCAAGAUAAGGCAAUUAAUGAAGAUUAGAAAACGGACUUACACUUGUAAUAUUUGUAAUGCAAGGUUUUUUAUAUAUUCUAAUUUAGAGAAACAUAAAAAUUUGCAUUCUGUAAAUAAGUUUCAUUGUAAUGUUUGUAAGAAGAAUUUUACAUAUAAAUCUAAUUUGACAAAACAUCAAAAAUAUCAUUGCGGAAAGAGGCCAUUUCCAUGUGGAAUUUGUGAGAGAAGAUUUAAAUAUGAAUCAGAUGCUAUAAGACAUCAAAUAUGUCACACUGAAGAGAAACCAUUUCAAUGUGAUUUAUGUGGAAUGUGUUUUAAGACGAAACUGGUUUUAUUACAACAUGAAGAGUGUCAUUCGGAAAAACAGCAAGAGAAUCAUAAGCCUUGCUUAAAGGUACGUCGAAAAUACUAUUACGGUGAAAAUCGUUUUCAAUGUGAAAAUUGUGGAAAGUGUUUUAGAUUUUUGUCAAGCUUAACAGAUCAUCAGAAAUGCCAUUCGAAUGAGAGACCAUAUCAAUGUGAACACUGUGAGAAAAGUUUUACAAGAAAACCAGAUUUAAAAAAGCAUCAGAUAUGCCAUUCAGAUGAAAGACCAUUUCUUUGUGAGCUUUGCCAAAUGUGUUUUAAGUCGAAAAAAGUAUUAAUGCAGCAUCAAAGAUGUCAUUCUGAAAAGAGUCCUUUUCAGUGCGAGAUCUGCGGAAAAAAUUUCAACCGCAAAUCGCAUCUAACAACGCAUCAAAAUUAUAAUUGUGAUAGUGGUCCUUUUCAAUGUGAUUGUUGUGACAAGAGUUUUAAAUCAAAAUCUUGCCUAACAUAUCACCAGAAUUGUCACCCUGAAGAAAAAUCUUUCCGCUGUGAAUUUUGUGAAAAGCGUUUUAGAAAAAAAUCGUAUUUAACCAAACAUUUGGUAUGCCAUUCUGUCGAUAGACCAUACCAAUGUAUGGUUUGCAACAAAAGUUUUAAAACUAUGUCAAACUUAAAAGAGCAUCAAGAUUAUCAUUCAGAUAAAAGACCUUUUCAAUGUGAAUUUUGCAAAAAUUCUUUCAGGAAGAAAUCAAAUCUAACAAAACAUUUAGUAUGUCAUUCUGCAGAGAGACCUUUUCUUUGCAUGAUUUGCAAUAAAGGAUUUAAAAUUAUGUCUAAUUUAAGACGUCAUCAAAAAUGUCACAUGGCGUAAACAUCAAAAAAUGAAAAUAAUGAAAGGUAAAUUGUUUUUAUAUAGUAACUUCCCACUAAUUUUUUAAAAUCAUUUUGAAAAUGAUUUAUACUUAAAUUAUAUUUGAUAUCAUGUUUGGAUUGAUAUUUCCAUUACCAUCUAGAAUUUGUAUUAAUAUUGAAUUUGUAUUUCCAUGUUAAUGGAAAUAAAUAUGAAAUCAGACAAUGCAAUUAUAGUACAGUAUUUUUCAAACACAUUUAAAAAUGCUCAAAAUAGUAAGACAGAACAAACAUUUUUCUAGUAAUUGCCAUAUUUUUCUUACAUGUGUCUAAAACUUAAGGAUGGAAAACAUUUAUACGUGAGUAGAGAACUAUAGAUGAAUGCAGACAAAUAUGGCAAGAACUCUAUUAUUUGAUUCUGACACAGUAAUAUUUUACAAAUCAAAGUAAUAAAGUCUUUGAUGAAAAAGAUACAUACAGGAGUUGAAUGUAGAUGGAGAAUGGAUGGAAAGGGCUUACCAAUACACAUGCAGAGACCUGUCAGUAAGGAUUAUGCCCAUUUUGAAUUGUGAGGUAGCAUUCAAUAGUGUGGAAGACUUGUUCAGUGACUUUCUAACUAUUACCGCUGGCAAUUAUGUUCAUCCUUAAGUUUUGGACAUGUGUGUAGUUUAUUUAUUUAUUUAUUGUUGUUAUUAUUUUUUGAUGUAUUGGAAUAACUGAAGGUUGAAUGAGAUAUGAUAAAAUUAUAUACUGAAUUCUCUCAAGUUUGAAAAAAGGCAUUGUUAGAUAAUGGAUUCUAUUCAUUGCAAAACAUAUUAAAUUGUUGAUUUUCUGUAAGAGGAUUAGUAUCAUCUAUUUUAGAUCAACCUUCAAAUCUCUGUUAUUCCUGUUUCUUAUUCACAUAAAGUAUACAACACUAUGCAAAACAACGAUUUUAUUUUAG